Cyphomyrmex costatus is the source of this 2858-nucleotide messenger RNA. RefSeq lists its product as uncharacterized. The coding region runs from base 178 to 2709 and encodes 843 amino acids. The transcript has 10 exons. Lineage: Eukaryota; Metazoa; Arthropoda; Insecta; Hymenoptera; Formicidae. The record is from RefSeq and is a predicted model, not a curated record.
GAACACAGUCUCCCUUUCGCGAGAUCGCGCAAGUCUUUUCCCGUGUUCGACAGUUCCGGCCGGAACGAAGCGAUGUGAUCCCCGCCUAACCACGCAACGGAAUCGCAUCUUUUGAAGAUCGAGUUUCCUAUGUCGUUACCCGAUCUCUAGCGGGUGAUCUCGUGUCGCACCACAUGGAUGCCGUGUAACACCAUCGCCGCCAGUCUCGUCGAGGAUAAUAUGAAUCCAGAAGGGAACGACGGAAACAGUCAGGAUAAAGCGGAGGUCAGAUUGGACGUUGGUCUGAAAAAUGACAAUCAAUCUGUGGACCAAGACGCUAGAACGUCCAAGGUACAGCUGGAAAACGGAGCCGAGGAACAGUUGAGGCUGAAUAACAAUAGCAGCGAGAGUAACAUUAAACUCGUGCUGCCAUCCAAAACCUCUGUUGUGCUUUCCAACGGGACAAACUCCAUACAAACUCCUGUGUCUGAUAGUGCCAAUUCUUUGGAGCAAAACGUUUGUCAAGAUGCGAGCAUAUCUUCCAUAUUUACAAACGCGACUGCUAAUAUCAAGCCUCAGACUGUAAACACCAAUACCGUUAAUUGUCAAUUGAAGCAUAAGACUGUCAUGAAUGCGAGUUUGUUGAAUUUGCCUAAAUCCCAAAUGCACUUGAAUCUAUCUUCCACUCAAACAAAUAUACACCACAAUCAUAAUUUAGGGUCAACCGUUCUUAAUUCUACUGUAACUACCAGUGCUAUGUUACAUUCAAGUGUUUCUACGUUAAAUGUAUCAGUAAUGCCUUCUAAUUUAUCAACGAUUAAAUCAAACGAUGAUGUGGAUAUGAAGAAUAAUGUGGAUUAUGCAUCUGCCAUAGAGAAAUGCCCUUCUAAAGUUUCUUGUAGCUCAGAUUCUAGUCCAGACGCUGACUGUUCUUGGACAUCAAAGUCUUAUGGAUCUAAACGUGUAUUAAAUAAUAUAGGUGGUAGUAUAGGUUCAACGAGUCAAGGAACUUGUUGUUUUUUGAGACCUAAUAUCAAUGGCAGUAGAGAAAUUGCUGGACCCAGUGGAUUACAGAGAACUUCACAAAGAGAACAGAUAGAGCGGAUGGAUUCUAGUUCUGGAAAUGAAGGAGAUAUGUCUGAUGGAGAAGACUAUUGUUUUUAUACUUAUAAAGGAAACAAUGAUGUGAUUCCUUUAGAUCACCAAGAAGAAUUGAAUCAGGACCAUGCAGCGAAUCAGGAAGCAGAGGGACAAAACCACAGUGGUAGGUCGAGUCCAGAGAUGGAUUACUUGGAAAUGGAUUUUGAUCCUGGGCCUUCUUGUGAACUGGAUACUGGAGAUAGUGAUCUGGCCUCCAUAAAUGAAGAUAUACAAAAUAUAGCAUUCGAUAAUGUAGAACAAGACCCAGUGCUAAAUGAUCUGAGUAGUGGAAAAGUCGUAUCUAGACAGGGGCUGGUAUCGACACCGCAGACUUCAAAACAAACUACACAGCAUGUUAACCAUACUACUUUCCAACAAUGCACAAGCAAUCAAUGUACAGUAGAACAAAGUGCAAAGUCAACUUACUCAGCUCCAUGGAUGCCUAGUACUAGUGCUGGAACUGGAAGAUGGGAUAGUGCGACACUUUAUCGUAAUACAGGUUGUCCAGUACGUGAAUCAUACGGUUAUCAUAGCACAAGUGGUGAUCUUAUAUCACCUGGUGAUAAUAGAGAUUCGGAUUCUGAAUUAUGGGUUGAGUCCUCAACAGCAUCUCUUCCGGACAAUUCCAAUUUGAAUGCCAGGAAGGUUAAUCUCAUUUCUACGCUUUAUCAUCGAAUAAUGGCUAAGAAACUAAUGCUCAAUAAGCAUGCUGCGUUUAAUCAAAGUGGUGAUUCCAAUCUGGAAAAUGAAUUAUGUAACGAACGGUUAGAUGGGUUACCACCAAUUGAAAAAGUAAUGCUGUGGAGCGAACAAGAAGCCACAAUGAAGCAAGUUACGCAAAUUGGUACCUCCGCCUGUGGUGCUACAUCCGCAAUUAAUGCUUUGUUGGCUUUAAAUGUAUCAUUUUCCCUGGAAGUAUUAGUUAAAGGUGUAAAUACAAAAUUGAGAGAAUUGAACGUACCGCUACCAAGGUAUCUUGUCAGUCGUUCAGUAGCGGGGGCAACUCAUAAAGACAUAGCACGAGGGAUAUCUCUGUCCACGAAUGGUGCUGCUGUAACAAAAUUUUUUGCAUUUUAUCCCGAAAGAAAAGUGUCAUUAUCCCAUUGGUUGCAUUAUUGGAUUUCCAAAGGUGCAGCACCAAUCGCAACAUUAAAUCUACAACAUUGCGGAGAAGGUUGCGAUAUACCAGACGCAUGGCAUCAUCAGAUGAUAUUCGGCGUGGGACAAGCUGGUAUAUACUUAACAAACCCUUUAGAGUGUUUGCCUGAACAGCUCGUAUGGCAUCAAUUAAUUAGUCCUAGUGUUUUAUUAAUAAGAAAAACAGACGUUCUAGCACAUUGGAAUGAAAAUUCAGAUCUAACACCGCUUGCGACAAUGGAUCAAAAGUGGCGAAAACUUAAUGUCCUUGGGCAAGUUGUAAAUAUGGUACGAGAAUCAAUGAGUCAAAGACAACAACCUAAUAGUACGACUACUGGAGCGACUCACAUUCGCAUUCCGGCAUCUUACCAAGCAGGCAUUAUAUUGGUCAUGUGUGCCGAUUCUGCCGCAGCCACCGAAUUGUUACAUGCAGAACAACUACCAUUGCUCUAGUCUCAUCGAUCAAAAAUUAACAAACCGGACUGCUUCACUUGGUUCAUAACAAAUUUUAUUAGCGAGCUAGCUUAUACACAAUGUUCUUAUUAAUAGUUCAUUUAUUAUAUAAAUCAACAGGAUGGAUACAAUUUACAUUUUUGACAUUA